AUGAUGGACCGGCUGGUGGCGUCGCACCUGAACGGGCAGGCGCCCGACGUCGCGCCCGCCGCGGACCACCUCGGCAGCUGCUUCGACGACGCCACCGGCGCCGACGACGCGGACGGCGGACUCGCCUUCUACUCCGCCGCUGCCAACAGGCUGCUGCUCGGCUCCGCAGGUUCCAGCGGCGCUGGCAGCGACGACGACCUGUGGAGCUUCACGCGGUCGUCGGCUUCGGCAGCGGCGGCGGCGGCGGCCACGUCGACGGAGCGGCUGAGCCACGUGUCACUGUAG
Miscanthus lutarioriparius is the source of this 285-nucleotide messenger RNA. The record is from the annotation of a GenBank genome assembly. Lineage: Eukaryota; Viridiplantae; Streptophyta; Magnoliopsida; Poales; Poaceae.